Fulvia fulva is the source of this 1572-nucleotide messenger RNA. RefSeq lists its product as uncharacterized. NCBI's taxonomy places the organism in Eukaryota, Fungi, Ascomycota, Dothideomycetes, Mycosphaerellales, Mycosphaerellaceae. Bases 1 to 1572 code for a protein of 523 amino acids. The record is from RefSeq and is a predicted model, not a curated record. Gene Ontology annotation, molecular function: protein binding. The transcript is spliced from 2 exons.
AUGCACCGAUACACCGACCUGACUGGACGUCGUGCAGACUGGAAAACAUACAGCAGCCGACUCUGUGAACACUGCCAUCGACUAGAAGAGCAUUCCCGCUUGCAGCAGCAUUCACUGCCGCUGGGGAAACAAAACAAUCGCAUUUCGUCGAACAGCUCGCUACUUGGCUCAAUCAACACAACAAUGAUGGAAGCAAGAUCACGAAGAAUCCCUCGCAGUGUCCCUGUGCCUGCACGAAACCCCAGCCGCAAAGGAUCCACUAAAAGGCCGACUCCAACCACUCCUACCGGGCUCACCGAGCAGCAAAUACAUAUCUGGGAGCAUGCAAUCACCUUGUACUAUGGCUUCGAUUGGCAAGCUGCAGCGGAUACGUUCGCAAGCUUAGCUCGAAGCAUCACGUCGGACCUGGAGCAAGCACUGUGUCUGAUCAAUACCGCGCUCAUAUGUGCACGCCUUGGCGACUUCGCGCCAGCGCUGGCAAUACUGGGUGAGUCGCAGCCGACGAAGGAGGUUCUGCCUCUCACUCUCUUCCUGAUGGGCCAUAUGAACUUUGCACUCUGCGAGCUGGAUCAGGCCGAGAGUGACUUUGACUCCGCGCUCCGGACGCUGGACAACCGACCACAAAGCUACAGGAGGUAUAAUGUCGACUUCGUGCUGCAGGAGCACCACAUCAGGCGAAGCCUCGAAGUCUUGCACACGUACAGAAGGCUUGGCAGCUGCAAUGAUAUGAUGGACUCUCUACCUGCCGACUGCAUCUUCGGAAUGCCAGGCAGUGGCCCAGACUGCUCACCAGCGCGCUCCGUCAUGUCGACAGGUAGCGACGAGUGUCCUGAUCUCACAGACUUCAGCGAUGUCUCAGCACCGGCGACACCUACAGUCGGAACUCCAACAGCAGAGCAGAACGAUGUCGAAAUGCUAUGGCAAAUCCCGAUGGACGAGCCUGAAGAGCGACUACAACGUCUACUCGCCAAUUCAAGCCUAGAUGACAAAUCAUCACGCUUGGAGAUGAUAUUGGACGUGCCUGACCCGAUACGCAUUCGCCUAACUCCACCGCGUUCGCCAACACCUAUCAGAGCUGCUUCCAGCGCUGUACCGAACGUAGCAACAUAUCAACCCACAGGUCUCCCACCACGCGUUCCUCCUAAAAGUCGUCUAAGGAUGGAGCCUCGAGACGCUAGAGUCGAAGAUGGCACCACGAGAUAUCUGGCUGCUUACAUCCGCGACCUUCCCGCUCAGGGCAAUGCUCUCCAGCCCAAGGAAGCAAAGGACGAACAAGGCUCAACCCGCCAUAUUGUGGACUUUAUACGGGAUCUUGACCGUGUCGAAAAGGAUCAGCAACACACAGUGGUAGACUACCGCACCCGGCGAUCUGAAUCCUCGGACGGGUCCUCCAAGCCGGGCAGUUUAGGUUCUAUUGAUUUGUACACGGCAGAUGGAGACCAUGAGCGCUUAGCGACGACGUACAAGCCGGUCAUCAAGAAACAUCGCUAUAGGAGUGGUCUGGGCUCAGUCCUGUCGCGAAAGCCGGCGAAGCAGAAUGAUCCAACGCCCUCCUCCUCCGAUACUCUGUAA